CAUCUCCCCACCCAUUGGUUCCCUUUCCAAUUUCACCUCGCCCAACCCUAUUUAUUUAUUUAUUUAACCCUUCCCCCAUCUCGCCUCCAUUCUUGGAGACCAAGAAGAAGAAAGAGGAAACCACACCCACCUCCAUCUCCGCCUCCGCCGCCGCCGCCGCCGACCAAGUCGAGGGGGAGAUCCAGCGAGAGCGAGGAGGAGGAGGAGGAUGGCGGUGAUGGAGGAGCAGCAGGAGGGAGCCGCGGGGGUGAUGCGGCGGAGGCCCAAGACGAAGAUCGUGUGCACGCUGGGGCCGGCGUCGAGGUCGGUGGAGAUGAUCGGGCGGCUGCUCCGCGCCGGGAUGUGCGUCGCGCGCUUCAACUUCUCCCACGGAUCCCACGAGUACCACCAGGAGACGCUCGACAACCUCCGCGCCGCCAUGGAGAGCACCGGCAUCCUCUGCGCCGUCAUGCUCGACACCAAGGGGCCAGAGAUCCGAACUGGAUUUCUGAAAGAUGGAAAACCCGUACAGUUGAAGAAGGGUCAAGAAAUCACAGUUUCAACUGAUUAUAGCAUAAAGGGUGAUGACAACAUGAUAUCAAUGAGCUACAAGAAGCUAGCGGUGGAUCUGAAGCCAGGCAGUGUAAUAUUAUGUGCUGAUGGCACCAUCACUCUUACUGUCCUUCACUGUGAUAAAGAGCAAGGCUUGGUUCGCUGCCGUUGUGAGAACACUGCUAUGCUUGGUGAGAGGAAGAAUGUUAACCUUCCAGGAGUUAUUGUUGAUCUCCCGACACUUACUGAGAAGGACAAGGAGGAUAUUCUUAAAUGGGGUGUCCCAAACAAGAUUGACAUGAUUGCUCUGUCUUUUGUUCGUAAAGGCUCAGACCUUGUAGAGGUCAGGAAGGUGCUUGGGAAGCAUGCAAAGUCAAUAAUGCUGAUGUCAAAGGUUGAGAAUCAAGAGGGAGUGGCUAACUUUGAUGAUAUCCUGGCACAAUCUGAUGCUUUUAUGGUUGCAAGGGGUGAUUUGGGAAUGGAAAUUCCGAUAGAGAAGAUCUUUUAUGCACAGAAGGUGAUGAUUUUCAAGUGCAAUAUUCAGGGCAAGCCAGUUGUGACUGCAACCCAGAUGUUGGAAUCUAUGAUCAAGUCUCCCCGCCCUACUAGAGCAGAAGCGACUGAUGUUGCCAAUGCAGUUCUUGAUGGCACUGACUGUGUCAUGCUCAGUGGUGAGACAGCUGCUGGGGCUUACCCGGAACUGGCUGUACGGACCAUGGCCAAGAUCUGCCUGCAAGCGGAGUCAUGCGUCGACCAUGCCGCUGUUUUCAAGUCCAUUACCGCAUCAGCUCCAAUUCCCAUGAGCCCAUUGGAGAGCCUUGCAUCAUCAGCUGUGCGUACAGCGAACUCUGCCAAGGCGGCGCUCAUCUUGGUCCUGACUAGGGGAGGAACAACUGCUAGGCUGGUGGCCAAGUACAGGCCAUCCAUGCCGAUUCUGUCCGUCGUGGUUCCUGAGCUGAAACAGACCGACUCCUUCGACUGGACCUGCAGCGACGAAGCUCCUGCGCGGCACAGCCUCAUCGUCAGGGGAGUGAUCCCGAUGCUGAGUGCAGCCACUGCCAAGGCCUUCGACAACGAAGCCACUGAAGAAGCUCUCGGGUUCGCCAUCAGCAACGCCAAGGCGAUGGGGCUCUGCAACUCCGGUGAGUCCGUCGUCGCCCUCCACCGGAUCGGAACUGCAUCUGUCAUCAAGCUCCUGACAGCGAACUAGUGGCAGACGGCAGUUAAUCCACACCAUUUUGCUCGGAGGAAAAUUUUUGCUGGGGGAUUCUUACUUACCACGCAUAUCUAUAGCUUUUGUUGCCAUGAUAGUGGCAUUUGCAUUCAGGUGCACCUUCGGUGUUUGCUGUUCAUGGGUUAACCAUUGAAACAGUUAAAUUCGUUAUUGCUACCGCAGCUUAUUUCGCUGCCUCUGCUGCUACUAGUAUUAAACUUGACAGCCGUUACGUAAUUUGUUAGUUCUAUUCUGUUCUGUUUUCUUGGCUGAAAUGCAUUUCUUGAAUUCGUUUCGUUAUGAUGAAUAUGGUUCGGGGUUCUGCGUAA
This is a messenger RNA of Oryza sativa Japonica Group (Japanese rice), 2073 nucleotides long. Its product is annotated as pyruvate kinase, cytosolic isozyme. Gene Ontology annotation, molecular function: pyruvate kinase activity; potassium ion binding; magnesium ion binding. The record is from RefSeq and is a predicted model, not a curated record. Gene Ontology annotation, cellular component: cytoplasm. Gene Ontology annotation, biological process: glycolytic process. Lineage: Eukaryota; Viridiplantae; Streptophyta; Magnoliopsida; Poales; Poaceae.